CCUCCCGCCGGCAACCCGCUCGACUCCUCCCCGGCGGCCCUUCGUUUCAAGUUGCAGCACAAGUUCGCUGGGGGCCUGAAGCCUCCCCGCGCGGCCGGCCGGACCCCCGCAGAGCAUGGAGGUGGCCCCGCGGCCUCCGGGGCCUCGCAGCCUGCGCGCCCCGCGCCAUGGAGGGCGCCGCGCCCCGCGCUUGGCCCGGUCCUUGGGCCUGUACCGCCGAUGGCGGGCGCCCCGGGGGGGUGCAGCUGGACGGUGGCGCCCCGUGGGGCUUCACCCUGAAGGGCGGCCGCCGGCACGGCCAGCCGCUGGCCAUCGCCCAGAGAAUCAUUCGGAGCCAAUGGAGACAAGGGAAGCAGACGGGGACGUUGAGGUCCCACCAAACAAAGCCACGGUCCUGCGGGGCCAUGAGUCCGAGGUCUUCAUCUGUUCCUGGAGCCCCGUCAGCGACCUCCUGGCCUCCGGCUCCAAAGAUUCGACUGCGCGGAUCUGGAACCUGAAUGGAAGCAGCAAUGGGGCGUCCAACCAGCUUGUCCUGCGGCAUUGUAUCCGAGAAAAGGGGCAGGACGUGCCCAGUAACAGAGACGUGACCUCGCUGGACUGGAAAAGCGACGGGACGCUGUUAGCAACAGGCUCCUACGAUGGCUUUACAAGAAUCUGGAUGGAAGAUGGUAAUCUGGCCAGAACCUUAGGCCAACGCAGAGGCCCCAUCUUUGCCUUGAAAUGGAACAAAAAGGGGAAUUACAUUGUGAGUGCUGGUGUGGACAAGACAGCAAUAAUUUGGGAUGCCCACACGGGAGAAGCCAAACAGCAGUUUCUAUUUCAUUCUGCCCCCAUUCUCGAUGUGGACUGGCAGAAUAGCACGACCUUUGCCUCCUGUAGCACAGACAGGAACAUUCACGUCUGCAGACUCGGCUGCGACCUCCCCGUGAGGACCUUCCAAGGACACGUGAAUGAGGUUAACGCCAUCAAGUGGAAUCCCUCUAGAACGUUGCUAGCGUCCUGCUCGGAUGACAGUACGUUAAAGAUCUGGAGCAUGAAGCAGGACACGUGUGUCCAUGACCUGCAGGCUCACAGCAAAGAGGUGUACACCAUAAAGUGGAGUCCGACCGGGCCAGCCACCAGCAACCCGAACGCCAACAUCAUGCUCGCAAGUGCUUCGUUCGAUUCCACCGUCCGGCUGUGGGACGUGGAGCGCGGCGUGUGCUUCCACACGCUCACCAGACACCAGGAACCUAUCAACAGCGUCGCCUUCAGCCCCGACGGCAAGUACCUGGCCAGCGGCUCCUUCGACAAGUGUGUGCACAUCUGGAACACUCAGAGUGGGAGGCUCGUCCACAGCUACGGAGGCACUGGCAGCAUCUUCGAGGUCUGCUGGAACGCCCGAGGGGACAAAGUGGGCGCCAGCAUGUCCGAUGGCUCUGUGUGUGUUUUAGAUCUGCGAAAGUAGAUGGAAUGUUGCAGGAAAGAGAAGAGAAUUCUAACCCACCAGCAUUUAGCGUGGGGAGGGUGGGAGAGGGGAGGGGGCAUCCUGUCGGCUCCAAAACUGCGCAGAGUGGGCGUGGACUUUGAAGUCAGCGCCUCCUGGGCUGUGGGCGCCUGUAUCUUUCCUAGUUCUCGUCAGAUAGUUUCAAACACACACGGUCGCCUCAGAGGUGGGAGAGUGGUUUCCACUCGGGACAUCUGUUUGGAGAGCGUGACGCCUCCAGGGGGAUGGUCCGCGUUUGGUUCCCACCCAGACAGGCUCUGAUGGCUGAGCUGGAGGGGGAAAAGCAAAGGAGGAGAAUAGGGAAAAGGCUGCGAUAACCUGAGAGGGCGGAAGAGCACUCCCUGUGUGUUGGAGACCACGUCGCCCCCCAAGACGUUCAGAGCCCAGCCCGCGCCCCUGCAAUGCGGGCUUUGUGAUCCCAGCACGCCCCGUUUCCCACACCUCCUUGUUCAGGGGCUUUUCUGUCGGUCGGAAUCCUUCCGUCCACGAUUCCCCGAUGGAGCUUGUUCCCCUUCCUCGUUGCUGCCCCUCCUCCUUUUUCCUCCUUCCAGUGUGUCUUGAUUUGCUGUCGAUGCGGCCUUGGGCACACGAUGACAAAAUCUUUGCCAGACAGCUUUCUCGCCCCUCCCCUCUCCUCCUCUUCCUCCGCCCUCCCCUGCACCCCUUUAUCUUAUUUGCUUCAGAUCGAAGGUCUUGAGGGCACAGUAAGUGCUUUAGGUAGGAAGGCACGGCAGGGGGACUUUUUACAGGAGGGAAAAUGACUUAAAAAGAGCCCGGAGUAUUUUUUUGGGGGGGAAAUAUUUUUAUGUUAAAACAAUUUUAAAAUCCUAAAAAGCCAUCAGGCAGAGCUUUGUGUGGUUUCCUAUUUUAAAAGGUUCUAGGGAGCAUUCCCCUUGCCUGGGGCUGUGUGGCAGGUGGGGGGGGGGGGAAUAGGGAGCGGGGGCAGACCCGUGGACGCAGUGGGAUUUCCUCCGCGGAGUGAGAACUCCCGCUCUUGGCUGGGGGACAAAGUGGGAUCUCCCUGGAAGUCCCCUCUGUAACCCUGGGAGGGAACUGAAGAAGGGUGACUGUGACCGCGAGGAUCCUGUCCCAAACCAACCGGCAUUGCGGGAGCCGUAGAAGCAGGCGGCUCGGCUGUGUGGCCUGUUAGUGGCACCUCGUUCAUGGUCAGCCUUUGUCCAGAGCUGCUGGGCGGGCCUGGCAUGGCUGACCCCUGGCGGGCAGGGACAGACGUGAAUGGGAAGGAAGGCGCUUACAGCCAUAUGGUGAACUGAGGGCAGAGUGUCACCCAUCACCUCCACCGUCUCUAUCUCUUUUUUCUCUGCCAAUAGACUAGAUUUUCUUUUUUUAAUAAUGAACCUUCUUACUGUUUUUUAAAAAUUAAACAGGUGUUUGCGUUUCUAUGGGAGUUUCCUUUCAUUGGAUGAGGUGGCCUUUGUGUGUCAGCCCGAUGCUGACCUGGCUUUGAAAGGAGCCGUGGGAGAAGGGCCAUCAGUUACCCUGGCAGAGCAGGGACAGGAAGGCGGCCUGGCAGGUGCAGCCGCUGCGUCCCGGCUGCCAGACAAGAUGCUGUUCAGGCCGGUGCCAGGCAGGCAGGUGAGCGCGACAGGAGAGACCUGGACUGUGCCGGACCUGUGACAACAUCACCAGGCUCCGUGGAUCCGUGACUUCCCUGAGUCUGAGCCAGAGACGCCCCCAAAGUGCCGUUUCCGAGUUGAUGUGUAAUUUGGGUGGUUGCUUGGCACUGCACCAAGCGCAACGUCUAGGAAGUCGCCCCUCUCAUCUGUGAAGGCAGGCGGCACCCGGGCCACGUUGACCACGUCUGCCCUGAGAAACUAUUAGGUUUGGGGCGCCGUGUGCAGAGCUGCAGACACCAUCGGACACCCCACCCCCCAACAGAAACCUGGGAGUCUGCCGAGCGGCAGUGCCCAGGGCCGUGCCCCGUGACUGCCCUGUCACAGCUCUUAAAGUAACGCCCACGUGUUGGUGACCAAGCGUGGCCUUGAUGUGAGCAGGGACCAGGGGCUGGCCCCGCACCGGGAAGGUGGCAGGGCCGUGGCCGCACGCCUGGGCCGGGUUUCCUUCUGCCCUGAGAUCUGCCAGGGGCGGGCGAGGCGCACUUUGUCCCACGGAAGGCCUGCUUCGCUCUGGUUAUGUUCCUCUUUUUAAACCUGUUCCACCUUUUUUUUUCCAAACCGUGUUUCUUGUCAAACGCAGAGGCGUUCCUCCGUCCCUCCCCGGGGUUUUGAGCUCUGGCUCCUGGGUGUGUAUCGUCUGUCGGAUGCACCAGCCGCACGUGGUUCCCGUCAGCGCCUGUCAACCCGCCUGCCCACGUCCACGUGUGUCACCCGCCUGCACACCCUCAAUCCUGGGACAAGAACCACCUUGCACUUAGUAGCCCAUUUGCUUUGAUAGAAUCAACAGGCCCCGUUCAGGGUCUUGAAUAAAUGGCUCUAUUUUGAUGUGAGA
Molecule: messenger RNA, 3955 nt
Organism: Pipistrellus kuhlii (Kuhl's pipistrelle)
Lineage: Eukaryota; Metazoa; Chordata; Mammalia; Chiroptera; Vespertilionidae
Product: F-box-like/WD repeat-containing protein TBL1X
Exons: 12
Coding region: 116-1447 (443 amino acids)
Biological process (GO): regulation of transcription by RNA polymerase II
Cellular component (GO): histone deacetylase complex
Molecular function (GO): transcription corepressor activity; protein binding
Source: RefSeq, a predicted model, not a curated record